UACAUACUUUCCUUCCAAGACAUCCAAGGCACCAGAAGCACUAGAACUCAAGAAUUCUCUCCAAUCUUUUCUACAGUUUACGCUGACUUCGAUUCAAUCCCAUAACGAAUUCUUCCAUGCCCGAAAUGGAGAAUUCGUUGUCAAAACCUAAUCCCCCACAGAUAUCCCAAAUGUUCCAGAAAUUCGCCAUUGCUUUCAAGACCAAAACCUUCGAGUUCUUCGCCGACGAAGAUAACGACCCUUCUGACUCCGAUGGUUUAUCUCUUCUAGACUCUGCUGAGGACUUCAUUCCCGACCAGAAAGUAGUCGUCAUCAAGCCAGAUAAACCUCCCCAUGCCAAAACCCCGUUACCGGGAUCACCAACGACUUCGCCGUUCAUUGAUACCUCGACCCAAAAGUUAUCUUCAGGCCAAACUCGGAUUAGGACUUUAAAUACCCAGAUCACCCAGAGCCUAAUUUCGUCGACUUUUGCCACUCUUUCUUCUUUUGAGGCUUCGUAUCUUCAGCUGCAGACUGCUCAUGUGCCCUUCGAGGAGGAGAGUGUGAAGACGGCUGAUAGGGCUCUUGUGUCGCAUCUCCGCAGACUUUCUGAUUUGAAGCAAUUCUUCAGGGAUUACUGCAAAAAUCCGGAUUUCGACGAAGAUUUGCCUCUUGGGUCUUGCUUGGAAGCUCAUGUACAAGAGAAUCAGAGCAAGCUUAGAGCACUAGAGACCGUCUCAAACAGGUUACAAGCAGAGAUUGAUCAAAAGGAUGCACAAGUUUCAGCAUCGAAGAAGAAAUUGAGUGAGAUUCAGAAGUCUAAUGAGAAGCUCUCGAAGAAACUAUCUGGUAAUUUGAAUUCAUCGCGUGAUGUUCUGUUAUCUGUUAAAGUUUUCGAUUCUUUGUUACAUGAUGCAUGUAGAGAAACGCAUAAAUUUAGUAAGAUUUUGGUUGAUUUGAUGAGAAAAGCUGGGUGGGAUAUGGAAUUGGCCGCGAAUUCUGUUCAUCCUGGUAUAGGUUAUUCUAAAAAAAGGCAUAAUCGGUAUGCUCUCCUAUCAUACAUUUGUUUGGGAAUGUAUCGAGGUUUUGGCUCGAAAAGCUAUGGUUUGAGUGACAGUGAAGUUGCAUGUAACGGGCAUAUUUCAGAUUCUGAUGAGAGUAAUGAUCCGUUGAUGCAAUUACUUGAGCAUGUAUCAAGCAAUCCCAUGGACUUGCUUAGUAGGAGACCUGAUUGUGAGUUCUCUAGAUUUUGUGAAAACAAGUACCAAGCUCUUAUUCACCCGACUAUUGAAUUAUCCAUAUUCAGCAAUUUGGACAAAAGAGAAGUAAUUUUGAACUCAUGGAGAUCGGUAUCUAUAUUCUAUGAGUCAUUUGUUAACAUGGCUAGUUCAAUAUGGACACUUAAUAAGCUGGCAUUUUCAUUUGAUCCUGUGGUUGAGAUUUUUCAAGUUGAAAGAGGGGUUGAUUUUUCAAUGGUCUACAUGGAAGAUGUCACAAGAAGAUGUAACUUUUCAAGUAAAGCUUGUGGGAAGGUAGCUUUCACGGUGGUUCCUGGGUUUAGAAUUGGCAGGACAGUGAUUCAGUCUCAGGUUUACCUAAGUGGGUUGAAAUGUACAGAAUAGUUAUACUUGGUUCCUUUUAGUGAUAAUGAGGCUUCUCCAUGUGGAGAUCAGCAAAUGAGAAAGCAAAGUUGUUUGGCUUUCAUUUUUAGUUUUGAACUAAAUCAUUUGAAGCUUGGAAUUGUUGAUAGAAUAUAGUAUGCAAGAAUACUCAUUAUUGAUAUUUGGAGGAUUGUAGGAUUAGCAAAAGCUUUACCUGAAUGAGCAUGGAAGGUACCCGUGCAGAGACUGAUUCACAAAGGAUAUUACUUCCUUGCUAUGCUGCUGCAUUGGAUCUGUAGGGGAGACUGGUAUGGCAGCUCUGCAGCUACCUUGCAGUAACUAUGUCGGUCUCGUCUUUCAUCUCAUUUCUUAUGUUUUUUAUGUUGCGUCCAUGUAUAAAUGGCUGCAAAGCAGUUUUUAGUAGGUUUGAUUUGAAAGUUCUCCGACAUGAAAGAUUAAUUACAAAUUCUGUAUCCACUCUAGGUUUUCAAAUAUAACAGUUUGACCUUGAAUAGCAUAGUAAAUGGCCAAUGCUUCCGAGUUGUGUCAUUAUGAUAUUGUGUAUCUACAUAUCCUUUACAAUGUAUAACGGUUUGUCCUUGAAAUGAGAAUUGUUCGAUGAUUCUAAGUUUUGUGACUA
Carica papaya (papaya) is the source of this 2220-nucleotide messenger RNA. RefSeq names its product DUF641 family protein (DUF641). The record is from RefSeq and is a predicted model, not a curated record. Lineage: Eukaryota; Viridiplantae; Streptophyta; Magnoliopsida; Brassicales; Caricaceae. Gene Ontology annotation, biological process: negative gravitropism; response to red or far red light.